AAAACACAUGGGACUAAUUGUUUUGAAGAAGACAGUGUGAGAAAGAAGAGGUCCAUUUACGCGGCCCAACCCAAAUCUCUUUCGUCCCUGCCAAAACCAUAACCGCCUUAUUCCGCCCCCGAAGCCCAAAGGCGGAGAGAUUCGAAGCGUUGCUCGUCUGCCAAACUGAGGGAGUCAGGCUAAGUGUUGUGCUGCAUUCUGUCGGUUGGGGUGAGGAUUACAAGUAAAAGAGGAGAGUAGCCAUGAUAGGAAGUGCUCGUGUUCGGCUGAACCGGUGGCAGCAGGCAGCCGUUGCGGUUGGCUCAGCUGUGGGCGCAUUGCUGGACCCAAGAAGAGCUGACCUCAUAGCAGCUCUUGGAGAGACAACUGGGCAGCCUGCAUUUGAAAGAGUUCUUGAAAGAAUGAAGAAGAGCCCUGAAGGCAGGGCUGUACUGUUGGAGCAACCCCGUGUAAUAUCUGUAAAAGUGAGUCAUGCAUGGGAUCUACCAGAAAACACAUUUGGUGCGGCCUAUGCAAAGUUCAUGGGGACCAGGAACUUCUCCCCAGAUGAUCGACCGCCAGUGCGGUUCAUGGAAACGGACGAGCUUGCAUACGUGGCCAUGAGGGCUCGCGAGGUGCACGACUUCUGGCACACCCUUUUUGGCCUUCCAACGAACUUGAUGGGUGAAUCGGCACUCAAGGUAAUAGAGUUUGAGCAAAUGUACCUUCCCAUGUGCCUGAUGUCCGUUAUAGGGGGGUCGGCAAGAUUCAGUGAGAAGCAAAGAAAAUUGUUCUUUCAACACUACUUUCCUUGGGCCAUCCGAGCCGGAAUGCAGUGCACAGAUCUCAUGUGUGUAUAUUAUGAGCAGCACUUUCAUGAGGACUUGGAGGAUGUUCGGAGAAAAUGGGGCAUAAUUCCUGCUCCGGCUGUUCCUAAACAAACCUGAGCACCGGCAGCUUCAUCUGCUAUGGGGGAGACACUGUAGAUUUCUGGAGCACAUGAACUGGUUAACAGACUAAAUUUUGUUUGAACACAUCAAGAAUUACCGUAUGAUUUCAAUCUUCAGAAAUUGAAUCUCGUGGGACAAGAUAACUCAUGUAAAUUAUGUCCGGUCCUUGCCAGCACGUCUAAUUAUUUCAUAGUGGUUUUCUAUUUUUCCUUC
Prunus mume (Japanese apricot) is the source of this 1142-nucleotide messenger RNA. Its product is annotated as coenzyme Q biosynthesis Coq4 family protein / ubiquinone biosynthesis Coq4 family protein. The record is from RefSeq and is a predicted model, not a curated record. Gene Ontology annotation, cellular component: mitochondrial inner membrane. NCBI's taxonomy places the organism in Eukaryota, Viridiplantae, Streptophyta, Magnoliopsida, Rosales, Rosaceae. Gene Ontology annotation, biological process: ubiquinone biosynthetic process.